CACAGAGAGAGCAAAGACAGACAUAUAGAAGAGAUGUUGAGAAAUCAAAACAGGAAAUCGAGCAACGUCUGAUGAGAGAAGGACGAGACGGUAGGACUUGGAUACAAACAAGUGACAAAAGAGAGAGCAGAGUGAGAGAAAGUCAGACGGCGGGACAGAGAAAGUGAAUAGCAUCAGAGAGGGAGGAGGGAGGGGAUGGCAUGCGUGUUGGCUGAUGCUCUGCCGUUCUGCUUUUUGAUGUGACGCAGCUUCAAGUUGGAAGAGAGAGCGCACGUGGAGGGACCUGGGCGCUCGAUGGCAACGUUUUGGAUGCUGACACACGAGGCCAGAUGUCGCGUCUGAGUGGAAACGCGCCAACAGCCCACAGAGAGAUGAAUCACUCUUGAUCAAAUGAUGCGUUUCCAUUGGCAAGAUUGGAGGAAUAAAACUGCUCAAUCCUAAGAUACCUGCUUUCACCUAUCCCAGCAUGCACAGGGCAAGACAGUGGGCACUGGGAUUGAGUGCGGUCUGAAAUACCAACAGUUUAUCAGCGCUGGACACACACUCUACCUUCACUGAAAGAAGCGUGGACCCCCGCCCUCCUCGCCAUAACAGACAGCAUGGACGCUCGAAUACGUCCGUCACCAGACUACAAGCAGAUUCCCUGAUAAAAGCUUCCUGCUGGCUCACAGGGCUCCUCGUGUUAACAGUAAACAGUAUAACAGCCCCCGGUUUAAGAUGAGCUACAACCACAGCUGUGAAAGCAGUGUAGACCUCCGCACCUACCAGCACUACGUGUAUGCAGUGGUGUACAGUGUGAUCCUAGCGCCGGGCCUGCUGGGUAAUGUGCUGGCGAUCUGGGUGUUCAGGGUCUAUGUCAGAGAAACCAAGAAGGCAGUGGUGUUCAUGAUGAACCUGGCUGUGGCCGACCUGCUGCAGGUGCUCUCCCUGCCUCUGCGGAUCUACUAUUACCUGUACAACAACUGGCCCUUUGGUCAUUCGCUCUGCAUGAUCUGCUUCUAUCUCAAGUAUGUCAACAUGUACGCGUCCAUCUACUUCCUGGUGUGCGUCAGCAUGCGCCGCUGUGAGCUCAUCAUGCGCCCGCUGAGGUACAGCUCAUCCAGGCGAAAACGAGACUUGUUAAUCUGUGCCCUGGGCUGGCUGCUGGUCUUCCUGGGCUGCCUGCCCUUCCCUCUGCUGAGGAACCCCAGCAGCGAUCUAAACUCUAACUCCAGUGACCGGCGCCUCGGCUCGGAGGCCAGCGCCCACCUCACUGUGCCUGACUCAGUGUGUUUCUCAGAGCUGCCCAUGAGGACCGUCAGCAUUCCCGCAGCCGGGGUCCUCCUCAUCAUAGCCGAGCUGUUGGGCUUCAUCAUCCCCCUCAUCCUGGUGUUAGCCUGCACCUGUCUGACUGCCGGGAGCCUCCGGGAAAAGACGGCAGGCGCAAUUCCUGACCGAGGGGAGAAGAGGAGGGCGUUAAGGAUGGUGCUAAGCUGUGCUGUGGUCUUCCUGGUGUGCUUUGUUCCUUACCAUGUCACAAUGCCCCUGGACUUUCUGGUAAAAGCAAACGUCGUAAGCAGCUGCGCCCUGAGGGACCUGAUUCUGCGAUGCCACCCCGUCACGCUCUGCCUGGCCAGCCUGAACUGCAGCCUGGACCCACUCAUGUACUAUUUCACAACUGAUGAAUUCUGGAGGCGACUGAGCAAGCCGGAGAUACCAGAGAGCAUAACUUUCAGCAGGCGCCUGUCCUGUAUAGCCGGAGGGGAAGACUUAGAGGACGACUAGACUACAAGUGAGCUGUUCCUGUCAUAAAGGAUGACCAUCAGCCAUCAUCGCUAAUCAGGAUCAGGAAAUACAGAGUACAGGCAAGGCCAUAAACCCGCCAACAGAGCUAGCAGCUUGCAGAGGAUCAUAAAGGGGUUAGUGCUGGCUUUCCAAAGCUUUCGUCGGCGCUGUAAUAAUAAGCAAACAGUCAAACUAUUCAGUAGGUAAAGAAAUGCAACUUUAUUCAGCAACAAAGUGAAGUUCAUUUCAAUAGCUGCGGACAACAUUGU
Chelmon rostratus (copperband butterflyfish) is the source of this 2033-nucleotide messenger RNA. It is a transcript of the gene gpr174, whose product is annotated as G protein-coupled receptor 174. The transcript has 5 exons. NCBI's taxonomy places the organism in Eukaryota, Metazoa, Chordata, Actinopteri, Chaetodontiformes, Chaetodontidae. Bases 718 to 1764 code for a protein of 348 amino acids. The record is from RefSeq and is a predicted model, not a curated record. Gene Ontology annotation, molecular function: G protein-coupled receptor activity. Gene Ontology annotation, biological process: positive regulation of Rho protein signal transduction; phospholipase C-activating G protein-coupled receptor signaling pathway. Gene Ontology annotation, cellular component: membrane.